ACAAUGUGAUACAAAAGGGGAUGAUAAAAUUCCCUUUAUUAAGCUUUAACAACUUUGUUCCGAUGAGAAAGAAGUAAAAGGGAAUAGAGAUGAAAAAGGACUAAUCAAAAAUGGAUCGCGCUUUAAACCAGGUUUAUCCAAUAUUCGGGUCAGUUUAUGGAAGAAGGGGACAAUUUCAUCAAUGGAAGGGGGCAUUCGCGCUGUAGAUCGCGUCCGGCGACCUUCUUCCUUGCUUGGAACGCGCAUCGUUUUCAGUAACCGUGCAUCUUUCAGGCGCGUUAGCAUUGACAAUCCCUUUUUAUCUUUUAUCACCCUAAAAAAAGUGUAUAUGUGAGUGUAAAAACGCUACGCUGAACGACAAAAAUUCCAGAUCAAAUUGCAUUUGUGUUUAUUCUUAUUCGUGAAAGGCGGAUUUCGACGAUGCUACCCUUCGGCGUUACGAGAAUAAAGCCAGCUUUACGAAUCUCCGGGACGCGAUGUUGCCUAUUUCAACCCUGUGAAUCAUCACAUCAGAAGAUUGUCCUUCGGAGAGAUUUGUGCAACGGUACGAUCGCGCCCGAGUGUCCUCAUAUGUCGUCAUCCCAGACGACAAUCACGUCCUCGUCGAACGUCAAACCGUACGACGAAGUGCCAGGCCCGCGGCCGAUACCUAUUCUGGGCAACGCUUGGCGGCUGCUGCCGUUGAUCGGCCAGUAUCAGAUCUCGGAUGUCGCAAAGAUCUCGCAAAUGUUCUACGACGAAUACGGCAAAAUUGUACGGCUGAGCGGCCUGAUUGGUCGUCCCGAUUUGCUCUUUGUUUACGAUGCCGAUGAGAUCGAGAAGGUAUACCGGCAGGAAGGUCCGACGCCCUUCAGGCCCGCUAUGCCCUGUCUAGUGCACUAUAAGAGCGUCGUGCGCAAGGACUUUUUCGGCGAGCUGCCUGGCGUCGUUGGUGUACACGGCGAGCAAUGGAAGGAGUUUCGUACGCGCGUCCAAAAACCCGUUCUCCAACCGCAGACUAUUAAAAAAUAUAUAACACCAAUAGAAAUAGUUACAAAGGAUUUCAUAAGAAGAAUCGAGCAGAUUCAAGGAAACGAUGGCGAACUGCCGGGUGAUUUCGACAAUGAAAUACAUAAAUGGGCUCUCGAAUGUAUAGGUCGUGUGGCACUCGACGUCAGACUUGGAUGUUUGGGCGAGGCAUUGUCUCCGGAUUCUGAACCGCAAAAAAUAAUCGAUGCCGCCAAGUUCGCGCUGAGAAACGUGGCCACGCUCGAGCUUAAGGCUCCGUACUGGAGAUACGUUCCGACGCCCUUAUGGAGCCGUUACGUGCGCAAUAUGAAUUACUUCAUCGAGAUAUGCAUGAAGUAUAUCGACGCCGCGAUAGUCAGGCUUAAAAAUAAGAAAACCGUAGAUGAAAACGAUUUGUCGCUGGUAGAACGAAUUUUAGCUAAGGAGACGGACCCUAAGAUGGCUUACAUCUUCGCUCUCGAUCUGAUAUUAGUCGGCAUUGACACGAUAUCAAUGGCGGUGUGUUCAAUAUUAUAUCAAUUGGCGAUUAGACCGGAAGAGCAAGAGAAGAUAUACCAGGAAUUGCUGCAAAUACUGCCGGAUCCUUCCGUUUCUCUCACAACUAGCCAUCUGGAUCAAGCGAUUUAUAUGAAAGCUUUCAUUCGCGAGGUAUUUAGGGUGUACUCCACCGUUAUCGGAAAUGGCAGGACGUUGCAGAAAGACACUGUUAUUUGCGGUUACAAAAUUCCAAAAGGAAUUCAAGUUGUGUUUCCCACACUUGUCACCGGUAACAUGGAAGAUUACGUCACAGACUCGAAAACGUUCAAGCCUGCGAGAUGGUUCAAGGACGAUAACGAGAAAUUACAUCCGUUUGCGUCGUUGCCAUACGGUUACGGAGCACGAAUGUGCUUGGGCAGGCGAUUCGCGGAUCUCGAGAUGCAAAUUCUGCUAACAAAGCUCCUGAGAUCAUACAAAUUGGAGUAUCAUCAUGAGCCGCUAAAAUACAAGGUCACCUUCAUGUAUGCGCCCGAUGGAGAACUCAGAUUUAAAGUAAUAAAAAGAUAGCUUUUAUAUUCUAUAAAUCUCGCGACAUGAUAUUGUAAGAUAGAUUUAGAACAAAAACAAAAAUGCUAGAACAGAGAAAAUAUCUCGAAUUGAUAAUAUUGAGAAUAUUGAUAAAAAUCUAUAAAUACUAUACCUCAUAUUACAUUCAUAAAAUUCCAUUAUAUUAUACAUAUUACACUACAAUAAAAUACAAUGAUAUCCAUC
This is a messenger RNA of Formica exsecta, 2256 nucleotides long. It is a transcript of the gene Cyp301a1, whose product is annotated as probable cytochrome P450 301a1, mitochondrial. The record is from RefSeq and is a predicted model, not a curated record. The transcript is spliced from 10 exons. Bases 421 to 2052 code for a protein of 543 amino acids. Gene Ontology annotation, molecular function: iron ion binding; monooxygenase activity; heme binding. NCBI's taxonomy places the organism in Eukaryota, Metazoa, Arthropoda, Insecta, Hymenoptera, Formicidae.